Molecule: messenger RNA, 4161 nt
Organism: Impatiens glandulifera
Lineage: Eukaryota; Viridiplantae; Streptophyta; Magnoliopsida; Ericales; Balsaminaceae
Exons: 12
Coding region: 159-3644 (1161 amino acids)
Source: RefSeq, a predicted model, not a curated record
AAUAUUAGAAUCCUCCGUCCUCAUCCCUGGUAUCUUCUCCAGGUUCGGUUUCCUCUCGAUCUCUUACAUUCACCUCACCAAUAAACGCCACCGGAGGAAUAAUUUCAAAGUUGAAUACCAAUCCUAUUAUCAACUUUCACCAAUCGUGUAACAACGCUAUGUAUGGUGGUCAAGGCAAGCUAGGCCGCGGCGGCGGCGGUAGAGGGGGCGCCGGAAAGCGACACAGCCUUCCUUCCAGUUUCCCUCCGCCACCUAUCAACCGUCAAUCCCUAGGUUCUUCUGGCCGUUUACCCAUCGGAGGAGCCUCUGCUUCCCGCAACCGAGGUGUUUCCGCCGCUGGUGCCAAUGCAACAACUUGCCCUUCUUCAACAACCGAGGAGACAUUCAGUUUAGUAACUGGAAAUGCUCUAAAUUUCGCCAUGAUUAUCAGAAUGGUGCCAGACCUAGUCGAAGAGAUCAAACGCGUUGAAGACCAAGGGGGAACGGCAAGGAUUAAAUUUGAUUCAAAUGCCAAGAAUCCUUCUGAAAAUGUUAUUGAAGUGGGUGGUAAGGUCUACAGAUUUACAUGGUCACAUGAAACAGGAGACCUCUGUGACAUAUAUGAAGAGCGCCAGAGUGGGGAAGAUGGAAAUGGUUUGCUGAUUGAAUCAGGAUGUGCCUGGCGCAAGGUGGAUUUACAACGUACACUGGAUGAAUCAGCAAAAAACCAUGUUAAAAUGCGCUCAGCGGAAGCUGAUCGCAAGCACAGUUCUCGGAAAGCAAUUAUUUUAGACCAUGCAAAUCCAUCCACGAGGGAUCAAAUGAAAGCGGUUGCUGCUGCAGAAACUAAUCCAUGGCGAAAAGGUUUCAAUCAAAAGAAGGAGCCUGACUUCAAAAAGAGAAAAGUGGAGUUUCCAGCAGCCGGAGGCCCUCCUAAAGCUGCUAAUAAGAUAAUGUUAUCAUCAACCACACCUGCAAAAAGCAGGCCUUCAGUUUCUCCUCUACCAUCUCCACCUGAGCACUCUAUUAUACCAGGAUCUCCAUUUGGACUUGGGAAUCUUGCCAAGCAUUCAACUACAGGUCAAGUUACAACUGAAGAGACUGCUCUCAGCUUAGAGAAAGAACUGCCCAACAGGGCCACAAGUGCGGUAAUACUGGAAAAAUCAGGACCUAAAAGACAUUUGUCAGCUAAACCAACAGAUUUGCAGAGUAUGCUGAUUUCCAUCCUUAGUGAUAAUCCCAAGGGAAUGAGUCUAAAAGCUUUGGAGAAAGCUGUUGGAGAAUCAAUGCCCAACUAUGCGAGAAAGAUUGAGCCCAUAAUCAGAAAAAUUGCAAAUUUUGAAGCUCCAGGUAAAUAUAUCUUGAAACCAGAGGUGGAAUUGGGAAGUGGCAAGAAACCUGCGUCAGGAAUUGGAAGCUCCCCUGAUGAUGCCUCUCACCAGACACCACCCUCUGAGGAUAACUUUGAUUGCAUACCUGCUGCUAAAAUAGAUUCUACCCAGAAAACCAGCUUGCAAGAGACGGAGAAGCAGGUUAAGCUGAAUGCAGAUGAAGUAAUCCCCACACUUGGUCUAGAUGACUACUCUUUUGACAUUUUUGGUGACAAAAAGAACUCCGAUAAUAGUGUAAAGGAAGCGGGUAGCUCUAGUGACAGUGGAAGUGACAGCGACAGUGACAGCAAAAGUGAGACUAGCGAUACUGGAAGUGAAAGUGGCAGCCAUAGCAAAGGUAGAAGUAAAAGUAAAAGUCCAGUGGGAAGUGGAAGUAGCAGUGAUAGUGAAAGUGAUGACAGUAAAGAAGGAUCAGAUGAGGAUGUGGAUAUAAUGACUAGUGAAGAUGACCAAGAGACAAAGCAAAAAUUACAGGCUUCUAGUUCACCUAUUAUAUGGGAGGAUUCAGGUACUGUAGCUGCAGAAAAUGGGAUUGCUGCUGAUAUACAAGAUGGUGGUUCUGAUCUAGUGGAUAUCGAGAAUGAUACUCCUGACAAUGAUAAUAUGGAAAUGACUUUUCCUGCUAACUCUGAUGUUAACAAAGAAUCUGAAAAAUAUAUGGAACUUCAUGAGAGCCCAAUGAGUUUGGUGAAGCAGCCUAGUCCGGGACAAAUUGCCAAGGAUAGCAUAAAACACAGAGAGGCUGACCGCUAUACGAAAUUACCAAAAGGCAAACAUAAAAGGUCUUCUGAGACAAAUAACACUUUUGAGAAACCCGAAAAUGCUAAAAGGCCAAAAACUGGAGGCCCCGAGGCUAGGAAUUCCCUAUCCAUGGAGAGUCCUCAAAAUCAAUCUAUCAAUAAUAGCCAGUCGGCUCAACUUCUAAGAACCUAUGGAGAUGGUCCCAGUGAUUCCGACUUUCAAAAGAACCAUAAUGAACAGAUCCCUGGCCGAAAACCUAUUGCAUCCAAUUCGCGGUUGAAAGGUUAUGAUACAGUUGAAAGACCAAAUAUGCACGGUGAUGGAUUUGGGAAUAAUAGCAUGGAUUAUACUGAAAGGAAUACUAACGCGCAUGGAGUUCUCCCCUUUAAGAAAAAUAUAUUUCUAAGAGGACAGGAUGAAAUGCAUCAUAUUAAUGAGAAAAAGAUGUUGAGAAAUCCCAUUGAAGAUAAAUGCCAAAUGCCACCGGACACUCAUUACCAGAAAUAUGGUGAACAGGUUGGCAAAGUCAAGGAAUCUGCACAAGUCUCAAAACCAUUAACGAGUUUUUCUCUGAAAGACAAUGAAAGGACUGAUACAGACAGGUAUCCUUUCGCGAUACAGGGAAGAGGGAGAACACUACAAAGGGAGCUCUCUGAACUCGAGUUGGGUGAAUUUCGUGAACCAUUGUUGGAGGUUACACCUGGGGUGGAAAAACAAAUAGAACAAAAUAAUCCCCUAAAACAGUCAGUGGACAGGUCAAUUACUGAUCCAAACAAAGGGAAACCCGAUGGAAGAAGAUUUUUAGACCAAGGAAAGAAGUCAAUUCCAAUUCUUAACAACCAAGAGAGCCUGGUCAAGAAAAAGAUGCCUGGGAAUCACACCGACUCACCAAAACUUGGAAAAUCUCAACAACCAGAUAUGAUUGUUAAGCCAAGAAACAAUGAGGUUGGAGGAAGCCAUGACUUCAGUGUGGGAGGUGGAGACAUUAACAUCAAAUUAGCACCUAAAAAUGCAGAGCUAUCUCAUUCGUUGAAGAAUGGGAGAAAACUAAAGUCUAACUUGUUGACAGACGUAAAUGGUCAACAGAAGGAUACUUCUUUAACAGAGAGUACAGAGGGGGCUGGUCUAAAGAGAAGGGAAUCUUCUUCAGACGAGAAUAGUUGUUCUUAUUCUAAAUAUGAGAAGGCAGCUCCAGAACUCAAGGGACCAAUUAAAGAUUUCUCUCAGUACCAAGAAUAUGUGCAAGAGUACCAAGCCAAGUACGAUAGCUACUGCUCUUUGAACAAGACUUUAGAGGGCUACAGGAAUGAAUUUCACAAGCUUGGCAGGGAGCUUGAAAGUGCCAAAGGAAAAGAUAUGGAGCGUUAUUAUAUUAUUUUGGGGAAACUGAAUGAAUCCUACCGUCAGUGUGGCCCGAGACAUAAGCGGCUGAAGAAGAUAUUCAUCGUCUUACAUGAAGAGUUAAAGAAUCUGAAGCAGAUGAUUAAAGAAUAUGCCACAUCCUUCGCAAACGAAUCCAUUUCCAAAUCCUAAAAUCUUUUACAAUGGUUACAAACCUGCAUUAAAGUAGUUUUGGAGUAUAGAAUAUUUUUGUAAAUGUAUAGAAAGCGAAGAUGUUUCUUGAAGCUUCAGGAUGAUGGUCUUAACAAGAACCAGAGUUCUCGUGGGUGGGUUAUUUUACAUGCUGAGGAGGUUUGUCAGGAAAUUUGCUAUGAAAUUAUGUAUAAUCAAGGAAGUUUACAAAAUUAGGUAGGGUUUGAUGAUGGAAGAUUUUUCAUUCUGGUGGAGACAAGAAUUUAAGAUAGAAUGACCCAAAUUUUUUUGUAGGAGAAUAAUAAGAAUGUUGGUCUGUUUCAAUUUUUUAUUUGUGUUUUCAUUCUAGUUUCAUCAUCUGAUUUAUUGUUAUUAUUUUUUAUCACAUUGAGGGGAUUCUCAAAGUCUUUCUUGGAGAAGAUGUAUCUAUGUAAAAACAUCACUGAGUACUCAAGAUUUGUACAUGAUUGCCUAUUCUGUUUGAAAUUAAUGUCUUGUUUGGAUGAUAAAUUCAUGA